AUGGGAUAAAUAUUAAGCUCUUAAUGUUGUGAAAAAAAGGUAGAUCCACCUAAAUCUUUGUUAUAAGAAGGUCAACUUUUGAAUUUAAAUCAAGACUAUUAAUAUUUUUUUAGUUAAGAUUGGUUUGGUGUUGAUAAACCUUAAUUCGAACCAUAAAAAUUUAUUUUUAUUUAUCCUGGUUAUAAGGAAGACUAAUCACAAAUGGAAAAAGUAUGGUAAAAGGCUGAUACAAUAAAUUUAAGACAUGGUGAAUUAGUUAGAUAAAAAGGAAAAGUUUUAAAUAAGAAAUGGCAAUAUUUAUUCAGAAAGUAAUUUAUUGAAUGAUAAAUAGAGGUGUUCCAUGUUCCUUAGCUAAAAAAAUAAUAUUAGAUACUUUUAGAUUAACUUAUGUUGAUUGUGAAGCAGAAUAUUUAUCUGCUUUAAAGGUUGUAUUUAAAAACAAAUAAAUUCCUAAAACCUUUAAGAAUGUUCCUCUGUUUGGUUGCAAUAAUAAUGAAGAUGAUGAUGAAGAAGAAUUUAAUUACUUAAAUGAGAGUGAGAAAAAAAUCUAAUUACUUCUUAAAGUUUAGAUUUUAAAUUAAUAAGGAAUGGAAGCAUUAAUUCGCUUACUUUGGAUUGUAAAUAAUUUAAAUCAUUUUUUGGAAUACAACCCAAUGUUACUCCACAUAAUAGUUCUGCUUUUAAUAUUCUUAAGUGAAGCUUAGACUUAUUGUGUAUUGUAAUUUAUGAUAAAAGAUUCAUAAUAAAGUUUGAAUGAUAAUUAGACAAAAUAAUAAUUACGAUGGCAUUUAAUAAUGAAUGAGGAACAUUUUAAAGAGUAAUUAUUAAAUUUAUAACUAGAACAGCUACUACAUUUUAUGAAACUGUAAGUAGAAGGAGUAAAACAUUUAAUAAUAUUUAUUCAUAAAUGUAAAAUAUUCAAUUUGAUUCAUUUGAAUUGUUUUAAGAGAUGUCUAUUAGUUUAAUGUUAACUUAUUUACCAUUUUCUGCUGUUUUAAAAAUAUUCAUCAUUUAUUUAAAUGAAGGAAUUAAGAUAUAUUUUAGAAUGUUUUAUUCUGUUUUAAGAUAUGUUUAAGAUGAUAUAAAGUCAUGCAAAUCAAGCUCUAAUUUAAAAGCAAUAUUAAGAAAGAAAAUAAUGAAUUUAAAUAUAGAAGAAUAAAACAAUAUUAUUAAACAAGCAUUUAAAUUAAGUUUAAGUGAAAGUGAACAAGUAAAAUCUUUUAUGAGAACUACUGUUUCAUACACUAAAAAUUAACCAUGUUAUUUGCCCAUUCCAUCUCAAGCAUCAGAUUUAAUUACUAAUGAAUAGGCAUUUAUAGAUAUAUGAU
Paramecium primaurelia is the source of this 1328-nucleotide messenger RNA. The record is from the annotation of a GenBank genome assembly. NCBI's taxonomy places the organism in Eukaryota, Ciliophora, Oligohymenophorea, Peniculida, Parameciidae.